Molecule: messenger RNA, 1855 nt
Organism: Helianthus annuus (common sunflower)
Lineage: Eukaryota; Viridiplantae; Streptophyta; Magnoliopsida; Asterales; Asteraceae
Product: putative BPI/LBP family protein At1g04970
Exons: 6
Coding region: 177-1646 (489 amino acids)
Molecular function (GO): lipid binding
Source: RefSeq, a predicted model, not a curated record
UAGUUGUUCCCAAUCACGCUUUCACUCAAUCACGUAAUCACCCUCUAUCGAUCAUCCAUCCACCGUCACUUCCUACUUACUCCAGCUCCCCUACAACACUCGAAUUAAACAACCAAAACAUGUCAAUUUGACUCGAAUUGGAUCCUAUUUUCAAUCCACCAACCCAAUUUCACCUCAUGAAUCCAACAAUCUUUAUCAUCUUUCCAACCCUUUUAUUCUUAAUCUCCUCACCUACCCACGUCAAAUCAGAUGAUUCAGGGUUCAUAUCUUUUGGUAUUUCCCAAAAGGGUAUUGAGUUUGCAAAAGAUUUGUUGAUAAACACUGCGAUUUCGUCUCUGAUUCCGCUUGAAUUGAAUGAAAUAGAACAAAAGGUUCAAAUCCCACUUGUGGGUAAGGUUCGUAUGGUUCUAUCGGAUAUUGUGAUUUAUGAAGUUAAUGUAUCGAGAUCGGUUGUUCAGCCUGGGGAGAUAGGGGUUACUAUUGUUGCUUCUGGUGCGACUGCUGGGUUGAGGUUUGAUUGGAGUUAUGAGUAUAGCACUUGGUUGUUUGAGAUUACUGAUAGUGGGGUUGCCUCUGUUAAGGUUGAAGGUAUGGAAAUCGGGAUGACUCUUCGUUUAUAUAGCCAACAAGGGUCUCUUAGGCUAUCUCCCCAAGACUGUGGAUGUUAUGUCGAUUAUAUCUCCAUAAAGUUGGAUGGAGGAGCAUCUUGGCUUUAUCAAGGAAUAGUUGAUUAUUUUGAAGACGAUAUAAUAUCCGCAGUUGAAGAGACGAUCACCAAAAAGGUUACUGAAGCGGUGAUAAAACUCGAUUCAAAGUUUCAAUCAUUCCCGAAAGAAAUCACUUUUGGUGAUAUUGCCGCUUUAAACGCCACCAUCACUGACGGUCCUAUUAUGAGCAGUACCUCUAUUCUUAUUGGUAUCGACGGGUUAUUUACACAAAUUGAUAGUGAAGUAACUUCUGGUAGUUAUGGGAACAAUUUAUUAUCAAAGGGUUCUUGUAAUAGCCCAGAAAACAUGGUUGCAAUUUCCGUUCAUGAAAAUGUUCUCAACUCAGCAUCACUGGUGUACUUCAAUACAAAUAAGAUGUAUUGGAUUGUUGAUAAUCUACCAGAUCAGAAGCUAAUGAACACUGCUGGAUGGAGAUUUAUAAUUCCGAAAUUAUAUAAAGAAUUCCCGAAUGAUGAAAUGAGCUUAAAUUUUACGGUAUUAUCACCUCCAAUCAUAAAGGUUGAAGAUGAGGGCAUUGUUGCUACAGUGAAUUCUGACGUCAUCAUUAAUGUUAUGGAUGCUGGUGAAGUUAUUCCGGUUGCAUGCAUCUCAAUGGACAUUGAAGCUUCAGGAUUUGCAGGAAUCUCAUUGAACACUGUUGCCGGUGGUAUUAGCUUAAGCAAACUCACAAUGUCCUUAAAAUGGAGUAAAAUUGGCACCCUUCACAUGGUUCUUGUUCAGUCUGUGAUGUCAACGCUCAUAAAAAAAGUCAUCGUACCAGUUGUGAAUUUACGUCUCAGAAUAGGCUACACGUUACCUGAAUUCUACGGCUACGGACUUCAAAACGCUUCAAUCGCUUAUGGUGAUUCGAAAAUGAUUGUUUGUAGCGAUAUUGCUCAUCAUUCAUAUGAGUACAUUCCUCACCGGAUUUUAUCAUGAACAAAUGUUGUAUAGGUGUACACACGUGUUUGUGUUUGUGUUUCUCAUCCGGAUGUCACGAGUACAGAUCCUGUUAAGUGUCACUAGGAUCGCGUAUUCGGUGGUCUUUGUAUAUUAUGCUAGUUUUAGAAGCUAUAUUGUAAAUGUAAUAAACGUAAAUGUACACUUUUAGGACAUUCAAUACUUGCAAUAAUCCUUUUGUUAUGAUA